AUGCUCACCAAAUCUAAUGCGCGCAGUGGUUCUAUCUACUUCACCGGCCAUACGGUCGAUAGCCUGCUCUUCCAGAACCCAGAUCUCUACCACGACCUAUAUGUUUUCAAAUGCGUCACUACGGUCGUCUUCACAGCGGAUAGCGGUGGUGAAGUAGCCAACAAUACUCGGGUGCAGGAGAUGGAGCGCGGUCUCGAAGAUGCCUACAGUUUCAUGUCCGACGUGGCUUCUGUUAGGCCGGAUGGCACGCAGUCCAUCUCUUCUUCGAACGAGGAAGCGCCACGUAAGGCGCCACAAGAGACCCUCAUACUGCACAACGAGACUAACCAGUAUACCACAGUUGCCAAUGAGACCACGGUCCAGAUCGGCAAACACACUAUCGUCUCUUCUUCACUACUCGGCCUAUCGAACGCACAGAUUCUCUACCUUCGUCUCCCGGACAGUACAUACUUCGGGGAAGGGUACAAGGCGUACAGCGAGGAGUCGCUCAAGAAGUUGUACAGCGCAGACAUAUCGGAGAUUACCACUACCGACGGCAAGGCCGCGUACACGAUCGACGAUCUGAAGGACAUCAUCGCGACCAUUCUUCGCGAUCGCCGAGCCAACCAAAUUCGCGUGAUGAACUACCAGUCGGCUCUUUCCACUGACAACGAUGACGAUCAGCUCGAUCAUGCUGACCGAAUCGUCUCUGCUAAGCUUGUGAUGGAUGUCGUGGAAGAGGAGGAGAUCGGUGGGAAUGUCACGGCAUAUGCAUGCGACUCAUUGCGUAUCCUGUCAACUAACAACCUCGAAACCCCGGACUACAUUAAGAAGGUCGAUGCAUUCUUCGAGUACGCUAAGCGUGAUCCCGACAUGUGCCAGAGUCUCGACGAGUGUGGUCAGCGGCGCCAGAACAUCAAAGAUCCCUCCAAGGUCAAGUACAACGAGGUAGAUCACGUCGCCAACUUCCUGAAGCGGGAGUACUACAUCCGAAUAGACACCGAUGUCUGA
Messenger RNA from Alternaria incomplexa, 990 nucleotides. RefSeq lists its product as uncharacterized. Lineage: Eukaryota; Fungi; Ascomycota; Dothideomycetes; Pleosporales; Pleosporaceae. The coding region runs from base 1 to 990 and encodes 329 amino acids. The transcript has 4 exons. The record is from RefSeq and is a predicted model, not a curated record.